AUGGCGAUGGACACUAUGGCUGUUGAGAUGCCAGAUUUGGCCACACCAGCUCCGAGACCACUUGUUGAAACUCAAGAGGAAAAAUAUGAACGUCUGUUACGGCGUGCGCGCAGCGAGGACUUGAGCGAAGUGUCCGGUAUCGGGUGUCUCUACCAGAGCGGCGUGGACCGUCUCGGGCGACCUGUCGUCAUCUUCAUUGGAAAGUGGUUUCCUAUCGCGGAUAUUGACUUAGACAAGGCACUGCUCUACCUGAUAAAACUGCUGGACCCAAUAGUCCGAGGCGACUAUGUGAUCGCGUACUUCCACACGUUGGCCUCCUCCGGAAACCAUCCGCCCUUCUCAUGGCUCAAGGAGGUCUAUACGGUGCUGCCUUACAAAUAUAAGAAGAACUUGAAAGCUUUCUACAUCGUGCAUCCCACGUUUUGGACAAAAAUGAUGACGUGGUGGUUCACGACGUUCAUGGCUCCGGCCAUCAAGGCCAAGGUGCACAAUCUUCCCGGAGUGGAGUACCUCUACAGCGUCAUGCAGCCGCAUCAGCUCGAAGUGCCUGCCUUCGUCACGGAAUACGACAUGACGAUAAACGGCAUGCACUACUUCCAACCUGAAACGAAUAACACGUAA
Messenger RNA from Pieris macdunnoughi, 621 nucleotides. Lineage: Eukaryota; Metazoa; Arthropoda; Insecta; Lepidoptera; Pieridae. The record is from the annotation of a GenBank genome assembly.